Messenger RNA from Eremomyces bilateralis CBS 781.70, 1721 nucleotides. RefSeq names its product putative DnaJ domain protein. Lineage: Eukaryota; Fungi; Ascomycota; Dothideomycetes; Eremomycetales; Eremomycetaceae. Gene Ontology annotation, molecular function: Hsp70 protein binding. Gene Ontology annotation, biological process: protein refolding. The transcript has 3 exons. The record is from RefSeq and is a predicted model, not a curated record. Bases 155 to 1402 code for a protein of 415 amino acids. Gene Ontology annotation, cellular component: cytoplasm.
AGCUCAAGAACUUGAGCUUGAAAUUCUUACUUCUGGAUUCAACUUGGUGUCCAAUCCGUCCACUCUUUUGCCUUGUCGAUUCGGAAACUGGCCUCCACUUGUAGACAUUAGCAUUCCUUUGGAGUUCCUUAUGAUAUAACUGGUUUCCUUGAAGAUGCUCUUCUGGUCGUCCCUCCUCGUCCUUUUCAUCCUCCCUUCAAUCGCUCUCUGUGCAGAAGACUUCUACAAGCUCCUCGGACUCGACCGCGAUGCUUCCGAUCGCGAGAUUAAGAAAGCUUAUCGGACGUUAAGCAAGAAAUUCCACCCAGACAAGAAUCCAAACAAUGAGGAUUCGCAUACCAAGUUCGUGUCCAUCGCCGAAGCCUAUGAAGUCCUCAUUGAGCCCCAAACCCGCAAAAUCUACGACCAGUAUGGCCACGAAGGCCUCGCACAACAUCAGCAAGGCGGCGGGGGCCACCAAGGUCACCACGACCCCUUCGAUCUCUUCUCACGGUUCUUCGGUGGAUCGGGUCACUUCGGACACCACGGAGGCGAACGACGGGGACCCACGAUGGAGGCACAAAUCGACGUUCCCCUUCGAGACUUCUACAUGGGGAAAGAGAUGCAGUUCACGAUUGAGAAACAGGCGAUUUGUAGUUCGUGUGAGGGCACCGGUUCGGAUGACGGUGUAGUGGAUGAAUGUUCCGUGUGUAGUGGUCGCGGCCAUCGUGUACAGCGUCAUAUGUUGGCCCCAGGCAUCUUCCAGCAAGUUCAGUCAGUAUGCGAUGCAUGCGGCGGGAAAGGAAAGACGGUGCAUAAUCCGUGUACGGUGUGUCAUGGAGCUCGCGUCGUACGAGAGCCGGAAACGCACACUCUCGACAUCGAGAAAGGAAUGCCACGGGGGGUUCGUGUGACGUUUGAGAAUGAAGGAGAUGAAAGCCCGGAUUGGGUGGCUGGAGAUCUCAUCGUGAACGUGCAAGAACUGGACCCAAGCCUUGGUGAAGAAGACCAUGAGAAAACGGACGGCACCUUCUUCCGGAGAAGAGGGAAUGACCUGUUCUGGACCGAAGUGCUGAGUCUACGGGAGGCCUGGAUGGGCAGUUGGCAGAGGAAUAUCACGCAUUUGGAUGGCCACAUUGUUCAACUCAGCCGACCGCGAGGAAAAGUGGUGCAGCCGAACGCGGUGGAAGUCAUCUCUGGCGAGGGGAUGCCGAUAUGGAACAACGACCGAAGCAACGAUAGCGGCGACGAAGAAUAUGGUGCCCUGAAUGUCGAGUACGUUGUGAUCCUACCGGAUACCAUGGCGAGUGGAAUGGAGAAGGAUUUCUGGAAUAUGUGGGAGAAAUGGAGGAAGAAGCUGGCGGUGAACCUAUGGGAUGACAGCGGUCGGUCGAAAGCGGCACCCAUACACAACGAGCUUUGAUUCCAUUUUCCCGCAUUGCAUUUCGAAUUCGGCGUUCGGGGGCCAACGGAAGGUCGGGAGCGAUAUUCAUGUUCUAUGUAACGUUAUGGGAUCCGCAAUUGCUCAUAGACGUUUGGCAUAUACCUGUAUUUCUCGCAUUCGGCAAAGAAGGAAUGAUUAGCGAUCUAAUCAAUACUUCGAUAUGCUCAUUGUUUUGACCGGAGGCAACUAUAUCCACGGCUUUGUACAUCCGUACUGGUAUUAUGGAUACUAUAUCAUGGGCAUCACAAGCAUCACAGACAUCACGGGCAUCGUCGUAUUGUGAAAUGUUCCUUCAUCC